Molecule: messenger RNA, 1857 nt
Organism: Magnolia sinica
Lineage: Eukaryota; Viridiplantae; Streptophyta; Magnoliopsida; Magnoliales; Magnoliaceae
Product: putative disease resistance protein RGA3
Exons: 1
Coding region: 1-1857 (618 amino acids)
Biological process (GO): defense response to other organism
Molecular function (GO): ADP binding
Source: RefSeq, a predicted model, not a curated record
AUGGCAGAUGCAUUAGUUUUGUCCGUUGUAAGAAGCUUGAAUACAAUCAUCCAACCUGAGUUGGGAUUGGUUUUUUCCGCUCGCCAAGAGCUACAAAAGCUUUCUAGUGCAUUCACAGCCAUUCAAGCAGUGCUCCGUGACGCUGAUCGAAGGCAAGUAAAGGAAGAAGCUCUAAGCAAUUGGUUGGAGAAGCUCAAGGACAUAGGCUAUGAUGUAGACGACUUACUAGAUGAAUGGAGAGCAGAAGCUCUCAGGCUUGAAAUCGAUGGCACCGGCAUCCCAACUUGCGGAAAGAAGGUAUGCAAUUUCUUCUUGCGCCGAUUCUGUUUCAAUGAACAUGUAGAUGAGAUUGUCUUUCAUCUUAAAUUGGGAGUUGAAAUGGGUCGAAAGGUAAAAACCAUUAGAGAAAGAUUAGAUAUGAUAUGUGACGAGCAUACUAAGUUCCGUUUGGAUGAAAGGUGGGAGAAGACUGAAAUAGAAGAAAGGAGAACGAGUUCUUUGAUUGAUGAGUCAGAGAUUAUCGGUAGGAAUCGAGAUAAAGAGAGAAUUAUAAACUGGUUGCUUACAGAAACUGGUUACGGAUAUGAAGAGCUUCCUGUCGGUUCUAUCGUCGGCAUGGGCGGGUUAGGGAAGACGACUCUUGCUCAAUUAGUCUACAGGGAUGAGAGGGUUAUCAGAAACUUUGAAAGAAGGAUGUGGGUGCAUGUGUCUCAGGUGUUCGAUGAAAUGAGGCUUUGUAAAGCAAUCAUUGAAGCUGUCGAGGGUACGGCUCCCCCCAAUUUCCUAGAAUUGGAAAUGGUGCACAUUCACUUGCGGAAGUUAAUAGAAGGUAGGAGAUUUUUGCUUGUGCUUGAUGAUAUGUGGAAUGAGAGCCAGGAUAAGUGGGAUAAAUUGAGGCUGCCUCUUAUAGGUGGAGCGAGUGGAAGUAGAAUUUUGAUCACUACCCAAAAUGAGACUGUCAUGAAAGUAACGGGCAGGGCUUUCACACAUCUUCUGAAGCCGCUACAAGAGGAUGAUUGUUGGUUGUUUUUCAGUCGUAUAGCAUUUUUGGGCAGGAGCACAAGGGAGCAAUUAGAGCUGGAGGGGGUUGGUCGGCAAAUUGCAAAUAAGUGUGGAGGAGUUCCUCUGGUUGUAAAGAGAAUAGGAAAUGCCAUGCGGUUCAGGAGAACAGUAAGAGAGUGGAAACUUGUCUUGGAGAGCCAAACAUGGGAUUUGCCAAUCGUUGCAAGAGGCAUUGUAUUUGAGCUUCAAGUGAGUUACUAUAAUAUGCCUUCACAUUUGAAGCAAUGCUUUGCCUUUUGUUCUAUAUUUCCUCGGGAUCAUGUAAUAGAGAAAGAGAUGCUAAUCAAGUUAUGGAUGGCCCAUGGUUUCAUUCUCUGCGAGGAAAGUGGAGAGCUGGAAAGUGUUGGCGAAGGGUAUUUUGAUGAUUUGUUGCGGCGAUCGUUGUUUGAAGAUCCAAUGACAGAUGAUCAGGGUAAUGUAAUGCACUGCAAGAUGAAGGAGAUAAUUCAUGACCUCUUUCGAAUCGUCAAGAGCGAAUGUCAUAUAAAGCAUAGAGAAACUUCAAGUGAUGUCCCUAUGCAUGCACGCCAUUUCUCAUUGGUAUGUACCGAGGAUUUGGCAUCGAUUCCUGGAAACUUAUAUAAAGCCAAGAACUUGCGCACACUCCUAUUCAUCGGAUGGUCAAGAAUUACUGGGGUCCCAAGCAAUAUUUUUGAAAGUUUGAGAUGCUUGAGGGUAUUAGAUUUGAGCGGUACUAACAUUAAACGAUUGCCAAAUUCUUUGGGGGAUAUGAAGCUUUUGAGAAUACCUCAAUUUGUCCACCACACAAAUCGAGGAAUUACCCGAAUCGAUUAG